GUGUCCUUUUAUUUUUUCACAGUGAAUCAAUGAAGGAAUUAGUUAUGUUGCUAUAUGAAGUUAAAGAUGAAGCGAAAAACAUUGAUUCUAUCUAUACUCCAAAGUUAUACUACACUUCAAGGGGGAUAUGUGAAUUAUAUUGCUCGGUUGUACCUAUCUGCCAUAAAGAAGAAAUAGCUAAUAUUCCUCAACAAACUGCCAUUUUUCAUAACAAUUGCAUGUACCUGGCUCAUAAUUUAAGUUUAUUGGGUUCCCUUUAUGAGAACGACUUGCAACAAAACAUUCAACUCACUUAUAUUGAUAUCAUACCGGAAAUAAGAAAAUUGGGAGCUGAAGCAUUUUUGACACAGAUGAGACAACAGAAGCAGCAACUUCUGCAGCUACUGCAAGAACAAGGUACAUAUGCAAUGCAAUUUAUAUUAUAUUGGAUACUAAACUUUUAAGACUAAAACCAUUUC
Messenger RNA from Parasteatoda tepidariorum (common house spider), 458 nucleotides. NCBI's taxonomy places the organism in Eukaryota, Metazoa, Arthropoda, Arachnida, Araneae, Theridiidae. The record is from RefSeq and is a predicted model, not a curated record.